Fusarium venenatum is the source of this 270-nucleotide messenger RNA. RefSeq lists its product as uncharacterized. The record is from RefSeq and is a predicted model, not a curated record. Lineage: Eukaryota; Fungi; Ascomycota; Sordariomycetes; Hypocreales; Nectriaceae.
AUGGCCGCCAACAAAACUACCCAUGAUGAACGUUCAUCCUCAACCGACCAACAAAAUGAUUCUUCUAACGAAAACGAGUCAAAGCAAAUGACAAAGUCAAACAAAAAUGAUUUCACCAGUCAAGAUCAACAAGUUUCGCAACCAGCAGGUCAAGAAACAGAAAAGAAGCAAAAGAGCAGUGCACCUCGUGUGAGACUGGACAUGGAUCUCGAUGUUGAGUUGGAACUUAAAGCAAAGAUUCAAGGCGAUCUUGAAUUGGCAGUCUUGUAA